AUGGAAGUACGAAUAGCCAGGGAGAUGAUUUGGCUGUCGGUGAUGUUGGUUUCAAUAGCUUUUGAUAGACUGAUUGCUGGAAACGAAUUCCAAAACAACUUAUCUGCCGAGGACUACCUUAUUAAUGAAUUGUUUUCCAAUUAUUCCGUUGCUACACGUCCUGUGAAUGACAGCAGCGAAUCAGUGAACGUGCAUCUGUACAUGACAAUUAAUCAACUUAUAGACGUGGAUGAACGGUACCAAAUAAUCACCACUCGAGUAUGGCUUCACCAGCAAUGGAACGAUACACGACUGAAAUGGAACCCAGAACAAUAUGGCGGACUAAACACAAUUGUGGUUACCAUGGAUACUAUAUGGACACCUGAUACGUCACUGUUAAACAGCGCCGACAGCGAAUUUGGCGGUUUUCCCAGGAUGUACCUUCCUGACUUGACAGCAGUUAUUACGUCCGCGGGAACAGUGAUCCAGUCGAUUCCAGCCAUACUAAGGACUCCAUGCACCAUGGAUAUAACCUACUUCCCAGUGGACACCCAAAUAUGUUAUAUAAGGUUCGGACUGUGGAUGUACGUCAACAGACAAGUGCAGCUGAUCUUGAAAAGAGAUAACGUACCAAAGGAAAACUUCGUGCCUAACUCUGAGUGGGAUAUUAUUGGGACGAGAGGGCGCGCUGCGAUCUCUCCGUUUCUCUUAAUCAACAAUGAGCCCUGUACCGACGUGACUUUUGAUAUAACGAUAAAACGGAAACCAUUAUACUAUGCAGCGAACUUGAUCAUUCCAUGUGUGUUGGUGAACUUCCUUACUGUUGUUGUGUUUUCGCUUCCAUCGGACUCCACUGAAAAAGUUAAUUUAAGCAUUUCCCUUCUACUAACGCUCUAUGUCUUCAGCCUACUCGUGGCGGAGUUGCUUCCACCGACAUCCAAUAUGGUGCCGAUGCUCACCGCCUAUUUGAUAUUCAGUAUGAUGUUAAUAGCUGUGUCUGUAUCUAUGACAACACUGGUUGCCAUGGUGUGCCAGAACUCAACUGGGAGGCGUCACGUGCCACACUGGGUUAAAGUGGUUUUCUAUCGGGGAAUCGCAAAAAUAAUAUUUGUAGAUGUGGAUAAAAAAUUCUUCCGCUGUAUGUCACCCAGGGCAAAAUUAAAACGCUGCCAAAAGUUUAACAAUGUGUACGAUGCUUUUGAAGGCGAGACUUCAUUUAUAGCGUUAAGAGAACGAGCUCGAGAGGAAGCGGAAAUACAGCACACACUAGGACUGGUCCAUAGCCAUGUGUCGGCUAUAAAGACUCACUGGAAGCGAAACCCGGUGAAGAAUUCCUCACAUCAUUUUCAAACCAAUUCAAAACAGGGAAUGUAUUGGAGAAAACAAAUACGGCAAAUGCGAAACUGUUUUACAACAGGACUCGAACAAAAAACUGCUAAAAUGUCCAAGUACCUUAGUGUAUUUUUGCAGCAUUUGGUUCCAAACGAGGAGAGGAUCGAGAUCCAGGAAGAGUGGAAACUCCUUGUUGCUAUUAUCGAUCGGCUCUUGCUUCUGUUCUUUGCUGCUUGCAGUUCUCUUGGAGCUACUAUUAUGCUAUCAAAGAUCACGUGA
Messenger RNA from Saccoglossus kowalevskii, 1590 nucleotides. RefSeq names its product neuronal acetylcholine receptor subunit beta-4-like. Gene Ontology annotation, biological process: monoatomic ion transmembrane transport. Gene Ontology annotation, molecular function: acetylcholine-gated monoatomic cation-selective channel activity; transmembrane signaling receptor activity. Gene Ontology annotation, cellular component: postsynaptic membrane. Lineage: Eukaryota; Metazoa; Hemichordata; Enteropneusta; Harrimaniidae. The record is from RefSeq and is a predicted model, not a curated record.